AUGCACUACAAAUUCGGUACAAUGAUGAGUGCACGGGCUUACAAACAGAAGAGGGUUGUGACGGACUCCACUCUCGAGUCGCGCAAUUACAUCGUCUACCAAGAAGGGAUCUUCUUGUCUUUACUCAACAAACACUGUCAACUCAUAACAAUCUCCCGGCCGACAAAGAAAGCAAUAGUAACAAAACAAUACAUCAAAAUCAACACAAUCACCAUCAACAAUGAAACUAUUAACGUCGCGGAUUUGGUCGAGAAACGAUGUCGCGACAGACUCGAGAAGGACAAAACUAGUGGAAUUAAAGUCGGGUCGGCAGUUCGUCGGUUCACGUUAAAUAAGACGACGGAAGUCCACCACUUUCUCAUGGACCUACUGCAACUGUUUGGAUACGUCUUUU
Molecule: messenger RNA, 394 nt
Organism: Entamoeba invadens IP1
Lineage: Eukaryota; Evosea; Mastigamoebida; Endamoebidae
Exons: 1
Source: RefSeq, a predicted model, not a curated record